GCGACCUUUGCACUAAUGCGUGCGUGAGCCGCGCGCGUGGCCGUAUAAAAGUCGCGCUAUGCCAAGACCGAGCAACAGGUAAGACAGGUGAGCCUCCUCCUGCAUCCUCACGACACUGCUCGGCUCCACUCUCUACAGCCAUGGCUCCCAGACCUGAAGAGGGAACAGAUCACUCCUCCAAUCUUGAGAAAUCCCCCAGCAGUAAGGAUGUGGCUAUACUCCCUGCCUAUUCUACUGUGGAUUUGAUGAAUGAGGAGAAAGAGGAAGACCCUUGGGACCUGCCCGAGCUGAAAGACACUGGGGUGAAGUGGUCAGAGCUGGACACAAGAGGGAAGGUUAUGAGAGUCCUGACCGGGCUUCUGAAGUUGGUUAUGCUGCUUGGACUUCUCUACCUAUUCAUUUGCUCCCUGGAUGUUCUGAGUUCUGCUUUUCAACUGGUUGGAGGUAAAGCUGCUGGUGACAUCUUCCAGGAGAAUGCAGUGCUGGCAAACCCUGUGGCAGGUCUGGUCAUCGGAGUCUUAGUCACAGUCUUGGUCCAGAGCUCUAGCACCUCCUCGUCUAUCGUGGUCAGCAUGGUCUCCUCCGGACUGCUGGAUGUGAAGUCUGCAGUCCCGAUCAUUAUGGGAGCAAACAUUGGGACAUCAGUCACCAACACUAUUGUGGCCAUGAUGCAGGCUGGAGACAGGAAUGAGUUUAGAAGGGCGUUUGCUGGGGCCACGGUGCAUGACUUUUUUAACUGGCUGUCCGUGCUGAUCCUGCUGCCUUUGGAGGUUGCCUCUGGAGUCCUGUACAAACUCACAGCUCUGAUCAUUGACUCCUUCAACAUUCAGAGCGGAGAGAACGCUCCCGACCUGCUCAACGUGAUCACGGACCCCCUCACUGACUCCAUCAUACAGCUGGACAAGUCUGUAAUUACUGGAGUUGCCACUGGUGACCCCGAGGCCAGGAACAAGAGUCUGGUCAAGCGCUGGUGUAAAACCUUCUCUAACUCGUCUACCAGUAAUGUGACUGUACAAAACUGCACCACUGGCUCUUUAUGCUGGGAGGAAGGCAAUUUGACCUGGACUCAGAUCAACAUCACUACUACCAUCAACCUGGAGAAAUGCCACCACCUGUUUGCCAACGUGGAACUCCCGGACCUGGCUAUAGGUUUGAUCCUGAUGGCCCUCUCUCUGCUGAUCCUGUGUACCUGUCUCAUCCUCAUCGUCAAACUUCUCAACUCAAUGCUCAAAGGUCAAGUGGCUGUGGUCAUCAAGAAGGUGCUCAACACAGACUUCCCGUUCCCAUUUACCUGGGUCACUGGAUACAUUGCGAUCCUUGUAGGAGCAGGGAUGACCUUCAUAGUCCAGAGCAGCUCCGUCUUCACCUCAGCCAUCACACCGCUCGUGGGUAUUGGAGUGAUCAGUUUGGAGAGAGCGUAUCCACUGACUCUGGGCUCUAAUAUUGGCACAACGACUACAGCUAUUCUCGCAGCUAUGGCUAGUCCUGGAGAAACACUGGCAAACUCUUUACAGAUUGCCUUGUGCCACUUCUUCUUCAACAUCAUGGGCAUCUUGCUGUGGUACCCGUUCCCGUUCCAGAGGAUCCCCAUCCGCCUGGCUCGCGGUCUGGGCAACAAGACGGCCAAGUACCGCUGGUUUGCGGCGCUCUACCUCAUCCUGUGCUUCCUGGUGCUGCCCAUAACCGUAUUCGGGCUGUCUCUGGCUGGAUGGCAGGUGCUAGUGGGCAUCGGUGUUCCUAUUAUAGCCAUUGUGAUCUUCGCUGUCAUCAUAAACGUGAUGCAGAAGAAGUGUCCUCGUGCCCUUCCCAAAUUCCUGCGCAGUUGGGAUUUCCUGCCCAGGCCGCUGCACUCCCUGGCGCCCUGGGACCACGUGGUAACCGUGUCACUGGGCUUCUGCGGCAAGCACUGCUGCUGCUGCUGUAAAUGCUGUAGAUGCUGCAACAAAGAAGAAGAAGAUGAGAAAAUGACAAAGGGAAGUGUCAAGAGUUUGCAAAUGUACGACAACCCAGCUUUGACCAAAGACGAGGAAGUGAUCAAAUCCACUAAUCUGUAAAUAUUGUAUUUAAAUGUUAAUUCACUCAAGCAGUGAUUCAGGACUCUCUGAAAGUGCAAUCUGUGGAUGAAAAUGAGCAUUACUGAUCAAGGACUAAACAAGCUCUUAAAACUGGACUAACCUGGACCUAAACCAAGCCUGAUUCUGAAGUGGUUCAUGGCAAUUGAUAGUUUGCAGCUGAUGCCAUCAACAUUCCCUGGGAGUGUGAUGCUAACUAGAGGCACUACUCUGUCAGAACCUCUAUUAGACUUUAAUCUGAGCUUUUAUUUUAACACAAUCUAACCUGAAAGAGCUGAACUACAAGAGGUGAGAUGAUUUGUGCUCUUAAACAAGUCUCUUACAGUCACAAGCAUUCAUUCCACCAUAGUGAUACAUGUAGAACUCCCCCAGCAUGAUCUCACCGAUGUCUCAAUAGUGUAGUCCAAUUUUAGCCCUAGAAUAAUGCUAUUUUAGACCUGGUUUAGAUCUGGUGGUACACAGAAGGCCAAAUAUUUUAGAUAGUAUUUGAGAAGCAGUGGACUAGAGGACAUCUGUGUACCACCAGUAGUGCCUGUAUCAUUGUUUAAAAGUCACUUAUGCAGUACUAAGACACUCCUAAUUGCUGGACACCGCCUGUGGGACAGAAAAAUGUUCCUCAGUAGGACAACGUACAAAGUCUAGGACCAUCUCACAUCACUGGACAAAAUGGACACUGAGUUGUCCAUAUCUGUUUAUAAUAUUUAACUUUAUGGAUAUAUGGUUUUACAAUGGGGUGCAACCAAAGAUAUUUUUAUACUUUAUAUAAAAUGUGUGACAGGCCUUAUGGAAAUUUUAUGUAGCGUUAAAUGUUUUCAGUA
Molecule: messenger RNA, 2890 nt
Organism: Boleophthalmus pectinirostris (great blue-spotted mudskipper)
Lineage: Eukaryota; Metazoa; Chordata; Actinopteri; Gobiiformes; Gobiidae
Gene: slc34a2b
Product: solute carrier family 34 member 2b
Exons: 13
Coding region: 141-2054 (637 amino acids)
Biological process (GO): sodium-dependent phosphate transport; intracellular phosphate ion homeostasis
Cellular component (GO): vesicle; brush border; apical plasma membrane
Molecular function (GO): sodium:phosphate symporter activity
Source: RefSeq, a predicted model, not a curated record